Molecule: messenger RNA, 4377 nt
Organism: Oxyura jamaicensis (ruddy duck)
Lineage: Eukaryota; Metazoa; Chordata; Aves; Anseriformes; Anatidae
Gene: ITPKB
Product: inositol-trisphosphate 3-kinase B
Exons: 8
Coding region: 261-2120 (619 amino acids)
Biological process (GO): inositol phosphate biosynthetic process
Cellular component (GO): cytoplasm; nucleus
Molecular function (GO): inositol tetrakisphosphate kinase activity; inositol-1,4,5-trisphosphate 3-kinase activity
Source: RefSeq, a predicted model, not a curated record
CCCGCGCCCCGUGCCCGCGGGGAUGGCUCCUUGCGGCCGCCGGCGCCUGCGGGCGCUGCCGGGCGGCGAGCACUGAGGCGGGCGCGGAGCCUGCAGGCAGGCUUUCCAUUUUAUGGAGCUGUGUGCCGGGGCCAGCCCAGCUCCCCUUCUGCCCGCUGGUGAUGCUGCCACUCCCUGUGCGGAGAGACCCGUGGCAGCCCCGCUGAGCCCGAGCGCCGAGGCGGUGGUGGUGGCCUCCCUGUGCACCCUGGCUGACUACUAUGGCUGUGUACUGCUAUGCGUUCAAUAGCUUGGUGAUGAUGAAUAGCAACAGCGAGGUGACAAGCAGUGGGAGCAAGACACCGUCUCCUCCCAGACAAGUCCUGCCCAGGAGCCCGGAGACACCCGGCGGCUGCCACUCACUCCCUGUCUUCAGCCCAGCCACUGUGCCGCCCCGCACGCCGUGCCUUGGCCCUGCUUUCUUCUUGCCACCGCCUGAAGACCCCCCGCAGCAGCUGGGCAGCCCUGGGGGACGGAGGGGCAGCCGGGACGGAGAUGGGCCACCAGGCUCCCCCACGGCACGGUGCUUGCAGCGGGAGCUGCACAAUGUCCAAGUGAACCAGAAAGUGGGGCUCUUUGAGGCACACAUCCAGGCGCACAGCUCUGCUGCCCACCUCCUAUGGAGCCCUGGGCCAUCCUCUCCUCAGCCGUCCUCGCCCUGGCCAUCCUCACCGCGGCCUGCCAGCCCCACAGCACCAGUGGUGGGGCUUGGCACAGGACCCCGGCUGCGAGCCUAUGGGGAGAGCAAGGACCCUGAUGCUGAGGAGGUGCUGAGGCAGCCGAGCACUGAAGGGUCCUUGGGGGCCCUAGUGAUGAUGGAGGUGCAGGCUGUGGGGCAGGCGGAGGGUAGCAGCCCUCUGGAGCCAUCAGGGCCCGGACAGCAGCAAGGAGACAUGGUAGUGGCCCCCACAGGACUGGAGGGCCGAUGCCCAGCCAUCAGUGGGAGCAUCCCUGCCGUCAUCAUCACGGACCUGGGGGGCCCGGAGGAGGAGGCAGGUGCCGUGCCCCCCAGCAACCUGCCCGUCCGGAAGCUCUCAUCAUCCUCAGCCUCUUCCACUGGCUUCUCAUCAUCCUGGGAGGAGUCAGAGGAGGACAUCUCCAGUGACCCCGAGCGUACCCUGGACCAAACACCUGCCUUCCUGCAGACCAUGGACCAGCAGAAGCCUCGAGUGAGCAAAUCAUGGAGGAAGAUCAAGAACAUGGUGCACUGGUCUCCAUUUGUGAUGUCCUUCAAGAAGAAGUACCCUUGGAUUCAGCUAGCAGGACAUGCAGGUAGCUUCAAGGCAGCGGCCAAUGGCAGGAUACUGAAGAAGCACUGUGAAUCAGAGCAGCGCUGCCUCGACCGCCUGAUGAACGAUGUCCUGAAGCCCUACGUGCCUGCCUACCACGGGGACAUUGUGAAGGAUGGGGAGCGGUACAACCAGAUGGAGGACCUGCUGGCUGAAUUUGACUCCCCCUGUGUAAUGGACUGCAAAAUGGGGGUCAGAACGUACUUGGAGGAGGAGCUGAUAAAGGCCCGAAAGAAGCCGAGCCUGCGGAAGGACAUGUACCAGAAGAUGAUCGAGGUGGACCCUGACGCUCCCACGGAGGAGGAGAACGUGCUGCGGGCAGUAACCAAGCCCCGCUACAUGCAGUGGAGGGAGACCAUCAGUUCAACAGCCACGCUGGGCUUCAGGAUCGAGGGGAUAAAGAAAGAGGAUGGCACUGUGAAUCGGGACUUCAAGAAGACGCGGACAAAGGAACAAGUCACGGAAGCCUUCAGGGAGUUCACCAGGGGAAACCGCAACGUUUUGAACAGCUACCUGAUCCGGUUGAAGGGUAUCCGUGCCACCCUGGAGACAUCCCCGUUCUUCAAGUGCCAUGAGGUAAUUGGGAGCUCCCUCCUCUUCAUUCACGACAAAAAGGAACAAGCCAAAGUCUGGAUGAUUGACUUUGGGAAAACCACCCCGCUGCCGGAGGGACAAGUUCUCCAACACAACGUGCCCUGGGUGGAAGGGAACAGAGAGGAUGGCUACCUCUGGGGACUGGACAAUCUCAUCCAGAUCCUGACAGAGUUGUCCCAGAACGAGGACUCGCAUUAAAGCCAUGCGUCCGACUCUGCCACUACCCCCAACCUGUUCCCAACUGACUCUUCUGAACUGCACUACAAGACACUUUCCAACCCUUGCCCUUCCAAUUUUAAAGCUAUUCUCUCCCUAUUUAAGGUGGUUUUGUUGUGUUGGUUUUUUUUUUUUUUUUUUUUUUUUUUUUUAAUUCCACAUGUAAAUACAGAGCUAACCCACCAGAACAACUCCUGAACUUGAAACCUUGGCUUCACAGAGUCAGUAGCAUGGCUGUGCUGGAGCAGCCUGGGAGGGGUUGGUUAGGCAAACACACAUUUUCCCUACCAUGCUUUUGUCUCAUGCAGCAUGGUUUUAAGGGAACCUUUCUCCCAGGGUGGCCAUGGAGAUACUGUGGGUCAGGGGAUGCUGCAGCUGGGGCCCUGAAGUGCUGCCCGGGCACGGGGCUGUGGUGGAGGAAGGAGCCUCUGCCUGUGCUGGGUUCAGCAGCUUUACCUCCAAAACACCUCUGGCCACACAUGGGACCCCUUAGUACCCAGGGUGGAUGAGCAAGGCUUGGAGAUGAUGAAGGAUUCUGGGGUUGAUAUCCUUUAGUUGCCUUUGCCAGCACCUUUUGCCCUGGGAACUGUCUUUGCUGAGUAUGUAAGAGUCACAAGAAUUGCAGAUUUGAGUUUUUCUCUUUGUGUUGGAGACAUUGCAUUAAUCCUGUGGUGAUUUCUCCAUUAUUUUUGAGUCACACUGGAGGGUGAGGGUUUUGCUCUCGCUGCAGGGCGAAGCGGUUGGGUACAGGUAUCUCCCAAGGCCAGGUGCUGUCCCCCCAUGUCACCCACCGUGGUUGCACUGGCUUGGUGGGCAAUGCCGUGAGCUCCUUACUGGUGAUCCACCUCCCCAGCUGGCAUCGCUGACCUUCCACAGUGAAUAAAGGCUUGGGGCAGGGCUGGCAGGGAGAAAAACAGCUUAUAAUGGACGGCUACAAGAUGUAAGGUAGACAUCCAGGUCAGUCAUUCUUUUUUUUGACACGCGUUAAGGGUUGUGCUGCCAAUGCCUGCUCCUGGCCCAGAACCACCCUCCCACCUGGAGCACCUCCAUCAUUUGUACCAGUGCCAGUUUCUUGCCCAGUGCUUCCCAGCAGGUGGGAGUUACUGCAGACGAGCAGCAUUCAAGGUGCCACAUUAGACUUGCAUGGCAAAGCAGAGGGGGGAGGUGAGGCACUCCUGUGCCUUCCCUUUUUCUUGCACUGCUCUGGCUCUGCCGCUACUCUCAGUCGCUAGCUUCCCAGCCUGUGUUUGGCCUCCCUGCUUCGAGUCCUGUGAAAACAACCAGUUCUCUAUUCAGGGUGGAGGCUAUUUUUUAACUUCCUGGAACAUUUGAACUAAGCAGCUUGCUCACAUCAGCACUGGCUCUCUAAAGGUCAGCUAUUGAUGGGCCGGCAGGACUGAGCUGCAGCCACAAACUGCACCUGCUUGAGCCCCAGACCCUGGCUCAUCUCACUCCCGGCAGUGAUGCUUGAGAGCCCCUCUGCCAUCGUCUGCUGAGUACCACUCCCCUGCUGAGGGUUGUCUUCUGGCAGCAAUAAGGAGGAUCGGGCUGUCGAGCCACCAGCAGCUGUGCCCCAGCCUUUUUCCCAAGGAUUAAACUCCCCAAGGUUUUUCUCAGCUUGUGUCUCAGCAGACAAAUGUCUUCAGCUCAUAUGAUGCCAUUGUAGAUGGUUGCAUUGUUGCAGCUCUUCAGCCAGGCUUUCUAGACUAGCCCUUAUGGAAGUGCCUUACAGACUUGCCUCUGUUCCAUUAGUGUCAUGGAAAAGGUUGGAUUUUUUUUUAAAUGUUAUAUUUAUUUUCAUCCCAUUUUAAUUGCACAGAACACUAAAGCUUCAUGCAUGGAAUCCCCCCCCCCUUUUUUUAACUGUGUUUUUAGUUUUUAAACCAUCCUUUUUCCAUCUUUGGAGAAAAGGUUUGAAGCGAUAUGCCUAGAUAUGUACCAGUUAUUGCUGUACUUUAGCUUUGUGCUCUUAUAUAUAUAUAUAUAUAUUAUUUUUUAAGACUUUAUAAAAUAGAUUCCUCACUUUGUGGCUUCAAAAGAAGCAGAUUGUUUCUCCCAGCUGUGUUAUGCCUUUGUGGAGGCUGGAACAGUUGCUGUGAGGUAUUUUCCCAGCUCCCACCUCCCCUUGCAGUCAUUGGGUAACAUGGAGAAAAAAUCUAAACUGGUCUGAACACCAAUGCACAGUGCCUGUAAAAAAAAAAUCCUGUAACUUUCCAAAUAAAGGCAUAUGGGAAGCAUC